Messenger RNA from Pochonia chlamydosporia 170, 909 nucleotides. RefSeq lists its product as hypothetical. The record is from RefSeq and is a predicted model, not a curated record. NCBI's taxonomy places the organism in Eukaryota, Fungi, Ascomycota, Sordariomycetes, Hypocreales, Clavicipitaceae. Bases 1 to 909 code for a protein of 302 amino acids. The transcript has a single exon.
AUGGAGGACCUCAUGCAGGACUUGCCCAUGUCUAUGAUGUUUGCCGCUUUUACCGGCAUCUCAUGGUACAUCGGGAUCGAGAUCAAUAUAUCCUUAUUCCUUCUUUUCAAGCAUCGCCGUGGUCUGUAUUUCUGGUCAUGCGCGCUCACGUCUUGGGGCGUGAUUUUACAGCCUCUUUUCAUGAUCCUGGCCGACUAUAACAUUUGGAAAGAUAAGAUACCAGCCAUAGUUAUCAUUUACCUGACAUGGCUCAUCAUGGUGGUGCCCCAGAGUUGGGUCCUCUAUUCACGACUACAUCUGCUCAUCAACACCACGAAGACACUAAGCCGCAUCAAACUUGUCCUCAUAUUUACCUCGAUUGUAUUUUCUAUUCCAACCAUUGUGAUUGGUACCCUAGCUGUGAGUGUUGCCUGCCCGAGUAUUAACAAAGACGCGGUGCGAACAGUUGCUAACUUGGCCUCCGUUCAGCAAGCAACGACAUUAAAACUCACUUCCUUCAACCUCAUCUGGGACCGUGUGCAGCUCGUAGUCUUCGUUGUGCAGGAGUCUGCCCUCGGCAUUCUCUACAUAUUUCAGACGCGUAACUACCUACGCGAACGCGCCCCGAUCCUUGAGCGCUCCUGGGCCACGCCGUCUACUAUUGAAUGGAAAAGAAGCAAGCAGAAAAACAUGCUAUCACAGCUGAUAUGUACGAAUCUGCUCAUCAUCGCGCUGGAUAUCACCCUGAUUGGCAUCCAGUGCGCCAAUCUUUUCUACCUGCAGGCCGCAUUUAAACCGUGUGUUUACGGCAUUAAGCUGAAGGUUGAAUUCGUCAUCCUAAAUCGCCUCAUCAAGCUUGUUAAUCAAGCCUCAUCUACCGUUCCGACCGAUUCUAUUGACUACGGCCAUGCGACGAAUUCGGAUAAAUAA